Aegilops tauschii subsp. strangulata is the source of this 1777-nucleotide messenger RNA. RefSeq lists its product as uncharacterized. Gene Ontology annotation, biological process: gene silencing by siRNA-directed DNA methylation. NCBI's taxonomy places the organism in Eukaryota, Viridiplantae, Streptophyta, Magnoliopsida, Poales, Poaceae. The record is from RefSeq and is a predicted model, not a curated record.
AUGGCGACCCCAACGGGCUCGCUCCUCUCUAUGUGUGCUGAAGGCGAGGAUAAUAAGACCGCCAACCGGAGUCCCGAAAUCGAUCCACUCCGCUGGGCUCAUGCAGGCGGCGCAGCGCAUCCACCGAGUCCGGGCCAACCUCCGGCUCCACGGCCCGCCCGCGCCGCCCACGAGGCCGGCCUCCGCGAGCUGGGCCUCCUCGACUUCGUCCGCCUCGACCUCCCCUCCUCCGGCGCCCCGCGCCCCGACCUCGUCGCCGAGCUCAACGCCAACCACAGAUCCGUCAACUUCGAUCUCGAGUCGAGCUCCGUCCGCGACGCCAGGAUCGAUCUCUCCAUCGGCGCGUUCGCGGAGGCGCUCCGCCUCCCAUGGCCGCCUACUGAAUCCCCCCCGGCCGGCGGCGUGGGCCUCGCCGUCGAGUCCGCCGCGGCGGUGGCGUUCGCGAAGGUGUACGUCAUGGCGCAUAUAGAAGCUGCUGUCAGCAGGAAGCAACGUCACCUGCGGAGCGAUUUGUUACCUAAUUUGGAGUGGGGCGGCGGCCAUGGGGUUAACUGGGCGACUCUGAUAUGGUGUGAAGCGAGGGACGAGAUGGCACACCUGGUUCAGAGGGACAGGAGUGACCAUGACUGCUACUAUGGCGCAUACCUGCAAAGGCUCAUUUGGUGGCAGAGGCCAGACCUCUUCCAGUUGCCGCUGGAGCCCGGCGCAUCGCGCGCCCAACAGCAACAGGCAAUUCGCACCAACCAAUCAGCUUCCGAUGAGAUCCAAACGCUCCGCUCGGAACUGCUGCUCAAGAUACAUCAGGUUGAAGUGAGAUCCAAGCAGAUCGAUUUGGCAUUAGAGAAGAUCGACGCCGCCUCCAAGGCCAUCGAUGCGACGUCCAAGAAAUUUGAUGCGAUAUCCAAGCAGCUGGAUGCGAGAUCAAAGCAGCUGGAUGCAAGGUCGGAGCAGCUUGGUGUGAUACCUGAACCAAACAUUGAGCAAGAAGGGGACGCUCACGCGCUCAAGCAGGUGCUGGCUGCCAAGGAGAAAAAAAGAAACGAUGACUUGCAAGACGCUUGGAAUGCUCGGAAAGUGCUGAUGUUGGCCUUGCCCUCGGAUAAGUCUACAAAUGCGCGUGCACAUAUAGGUGUCAGAUGGAUGGGUGAGCUUGACCCAAGAGCGUUUGCAAAUGCUUGCAGCAAAAAUGCAGCACAACAGGAUGCACAAGUUAAUUAUGAUACUCUUUGCUCCAAGUGGCAAGAUGAAAUUGCGAACCCAAAUUGGCGCCCGUAUAGGGUAUUCACUGUUGAUGGUAAAGAGACGAGAAUUCUCUCCAAGGAUGACACCAAGCUUCAGAAGUUAAAAGAAGAGCAUGGUCAAGAAAUCUACGCCUUGGUAACAAAUGCACUGCUUGAGAUCAACGAGUACGACCCCUGCUGCCGCGUAGGUGUACCAGAGCUGUGGAACAAGAAGGAUGGUCGAAGAGCAACACUGGAAGAAACCAUCCAGUUUGUCCUUGAACAGAAGCAGUCAAACAAGAGGAAGCGCUGAGCCCACUUACGAUUUAUCUGUGAUCUAGGGUGCUGCUGCUUUUGGUUGCCAUAAAACUAUUCGCACCUUGAACUUUAGACAUAGUGUAAUCAUAGUGCUAGUGGACUGUUUCAAGGUAUCAGCGGUUUACUGUUUCUUAGCCUUGACCCCCUUUUGUCGGCUAAGUCGAUCGAGCUUAGCUGGAUUUUCCUAUUGUAGCGUUCGCAUGGAUGCUAGUACUAAUCUAAAAUGUUGAUUUGCUCCU